Saccostrea echinata is the source of this 3757-nucleotide messenger RNA. Its product is annotated as protein MMS22-like. NCBI's taxonomy places the organism in Eukaryota, Metazoa, Mollusca, Bivalvia, Ostreida, Ostreidae. The transcript is spliced from 34 exons. The record is from RefSeq and is a predicted model, not a curated record. The coding region runs from base 30 to 3425 and encodes 1131 amino acids. Gene Ontology annotation, biological process: double-strand break repair via homologous recombination; replication fork processing. Gene Ontology annotation, cellular component: nuclear replication fork.
GUGCUGUUUAAUCAUAUCGGUUCAACGACAUGAUGGAAUUUGAUGACAGUGAAAGUUUUUAUCCUCUCAUCUCGGAGGAAAACAUUUUACUGACAACGCCAAGGGAAUUAGAUUCUGAUGACAUAACAGACAUUGAAUUUGCUAUACCAUAUGAUUGUUCAAGUUGCAAAAAUAAUACAGCAGAGCUGAAGAGAUAUUUAAAGUGUCUUACAAGUGAAUCAUUACCCAGUGUUCCACACACAAUGGAGCUAUUUGAUCAAGUUUUUGUAAAAGGCCAUUUUCAACAGAAGAACAGGAAUAGUGCAUUUAUUUUGAUGAGGCAGUGGAUGAAUAUCAUUAGCAGUCCUGAUACCACAUUUGAUGCCAAAAGCAAGGCAGAAUACCGUCAGGACAUUGUUAAGUUUUUGGAAUUUAUCAAGUACUUUAUUGCAAGUGGUGCCAGCAGAAAUGUAUAUGAGGACUUGGUGAAGGAGAUCCAUGGUAUUCUACUGUACAGUGACAGACUGUCAGAAUUUGAACGGGAACUAUCAGACUGCAGUGAUCAUGAAGUCAACAAUUUCCACUCUUUUCUGGAUGUUUAUAUUGGUGUUCUUAAAGUUCUUCACAUAAUAGAAAUCAAAUCAACAGAUUUCACUAGCAACUGGUUCCCGAAACGAUGUGCACUGGGAAAUCAGUACGCAAACUCUGGUUCAAGCUUUGACUCAAUGGUUCAUCUGUUGGUGUGGGAGCUUAUUAUGCUGUCCAAGAAACUGUUUAAACAGUCCUCUCUCCAAGAACUACAGACAAAAUCUCCUUUUGUGUGUCCCUGUUUGUUAGAAGUGUGGAAACAUAUCAAAAUGUUGGUAGAUCAUGUGCAUCAGAAAAGCAAGGAAGAGUCCUUUUAUGAGCUUCUGUUUGAUAUUAUCAGAAGAAUUCUUCAACAACCUGAUCCUGCGAGUGGAGAUGAAGAGAUGGACUCUGAUGUUUACGAUUAUCCACCAAGGGAACUUUUUGUUGACAGUACUGGAGAAUUCUGUUUGUGGAUUCUGGUUCACAUAUCCAAAAUGGCUGGUCACAGCAUUCAACAGAGUUUAGGUCAAAAGAUGAAAGAGAUUAUUUCAACUGUUUUAAAAUCCUGUUUAUCAAAGGAUAACAUAACAGAGAGUCAGCUUCGAUUUGUGGUUGGUUUGUGUCAAGAUCUCCACACUGACACAAGAGCUGGUAUACUGAACAUUCUGUGGGAAUGUUUUUACAAGAAAAUGAAUAGCAGUUUUUUCUUGAACACAAGGAGCAUCGAUUCAGUGGGAAGACUAUGCAAAAGUGCAGGUCAGCAAUUAGAAUUGUGCACCAGAAUAAGCAAAGGGGAAAGCAGGUUGGAUGAUAACAGUUACAUAAGGUUUCUCUGCAUUCUCUGUAAAUCACUUCAGGAAAAGGGCAGUUUAUCCUCAGAAUGGAAACAGAUAAAAGGAAGGAUUUUCUCAAAGUUCCACAUUAGACGUAUGCAGGAGCUUACAGACACUGGGCUGCAUAACUUUUUUUGCCUCUUUUUGAGUUUGGCUCUAACAGCAGAUACUGAAGAAAUUAUCACCAGAAUGUGUAAGUUCAGUGAUAUGAUAUCCAGUAUGGAGGAUACUGCCCUCAGGGUUAGUCUGAUGAAGGGCCGCUUUGCAGCUGUAUUAUUGUACAUACAGAAAAACAUCAAUGUGACAAUGCUAUCAGAAAAAUUAGUAGAGGAUUUCAACAAGGCUGCCGUAAAAUUGGAACAGGAAGAAAUGAAGCAUUACAGUCACUGGACCGUGGUCUGUGCUUAUAUGGAACAUGUCGCUGAGGUGUUUGAAAGAAGUAGUGAUGUGGAACUGUCACAGUAUCUAUUUAUAGGGGAAGGUUUUGGAAAACUUCUUGACUCAUGUAGAAGCUCAGAAAUUAGUGGAAUAGUUACAACACUACAAGAAAUACUCAGCAAGUUUAGAGAUAUUGUCACAAGAGGUUUUAUCAUGACUGCACCAAACUCAGCUAUGUACUCUGAAGUGAUGACCAAUAUUUAUCCAUCACUGAAAACCCUGUGCUGUAGUCUAACAGCACCACAGCCCUGUGCUGACCUGCUAGCAGCACUGUGCUUAAUGUCCAUAGACUGUAAAACAGAUGAUUUUGUCAGCAUCUUGAAGUUUUCCGUAAGUGAACAAAUCAACAAAAGCAUAUCAAGUCGCUUCCUGUCCCAAGUUCUGUCUGUGAAUGGAUUUCUGAAGCAGUUGUCAGAGCACCUACCAUCUUAUGAGGUUACACUGAUGCAAGCAUGGGUUACCUCCUCAUUACUAGUGCCUCAGUCUCCUCUCAGGCUCAAAGAUUUUAUACAGCUACCAACUGUAAAAGAGAUGUUUACAGUCAGUGGAUUGGAGCCUGCAGAGGAUGGGCAGAUAACUCAUUUCAUACAGGCAAUCAAGAAAACAUAUGAUAAAACCACAGGUUGGAAGGAAAGGAUCUGUUUAAGAGACAAGGUGAUCCAGUUCUUUGUGGACAUCCCUAAACAGAUAGCACCAGUCAUGCAGUCUCUACAACCAGCAGAUAUCCUGAAGAAUGUGUAUGCUGUGCUGGGCUACCUGGUGAAGCACUGUGCUCCUGUCUUGUUUGUUCAGUCCAAGCCAGAUUGCCCCCUGCCUAACAUACUAGCAGCUCUGAUUGUCCCACACUUCAUGUAUAAUACAGACAAGCCCCCUAAAUCUGCUUUUGUCAACAUUGUAGGACAGUAUCUUCAUCAGUUUGUGAUAGGGCUGUCCAAGCUUGAUUACAGACGAUCUACUUAUGUCAACAGAAAACUCGGCGAUAUUGUGUCUAUAUAUCUACCUAAAUAUUGGAGCUCCUCUUUAGGUCCAGGAAGGCAACACCCACUUGUGUUAUCAUUAAAAGCCUCAUUCAUUAAGGAUUCACCAGAGAAUGAUGUGGCCUUCAGACAUUUUAUGCUGGAACUAGUUUGUGAGAAAUAUCUACAAUUUAAUCAACAGGCAUAUAACCCUAAUCAUCAAUAUGCUAUUAGGUUCCUCUUGGAAGUCGUGAAACUUACUACAGAACCUGAUGUCAUUGAGAGUGACUGUCGGAUUAUCCUGUAUCCCAUUCUGAAAGUGGAUCUAUUAGCUUCCACACACCAGUCAGAGCUUCUAAUACAGAGCAUCAUGGAGGCUGUGUGUACAAGUCAACAGAACAAGGACAUAUCUAACAUAUGUGCCAUCUUGUCCAAAUUUAUCAAUGAUCACAAGAAAGGCCACCUGGAAACUAUAUUCAGCACAUUACAGAAACUUCCUCAAAGCUGUUGCCCCUACAUCUCGCAAAUUGGCCCCCAGCUACAGCACUGCUUGAUUGAAAAUGAGUCCUUCAGGGGUGUAGGAAGGGAUAACACUGUCAGAUCAAAGUAUUAUCAGUUGUUGAAGUACUUUAAAGUUGAAGGAUCAUGAGAGUUCCGAGUAAAUUGCUUUCACUUGGAAAACUAUUGAGAAGGUGCCAUUUUGAAAACAUUAAAGUUGUUUAUAGAUUGGAAAUGAUGUGAACUUGGUGAGUCAGUACUUUCAUGGAUGUGUCUGUGAUAUUUUAUGGAUCAAGAACAAACACGAAGUCAGUAAAAGAAACAAUUAAUUGAAGAGUUAUAAUGUAAUUAAGAAAAGUGGGGUUUUUUUACAACAGAAAUGAAAAAGUGUUUGGAAUAGUUCAGACAACAUUCGAUUUUAUUAGAAGGGUAUAAUAUGAAUUUUUAAGUUCAUACAAUAAAUUCUCAAUUCAUUCUUUUUUC